This is a messenger RNA of Lentinula edodes (shiitake mushroom), 1496 nucleotides long. Its product is annotated as WD40-repeat-containing domain protein. The coding region runs from base 64 to 1404 and encodes 446 amino acids. Gene Ontology annotation, biological process: ribosome biogenesis. NCBI's taxonomy places the organism in Eukaryota, Fungi, Basidiomycota, Agaricomycetes, Agaricales, Omphalotaceae. Gene Ontology annotation, molecular function: protein binding. The transcript is spliced from 4 exons. The record is from RefSeq and is a predicted model, not a curated record. Gene Ontology annotation, cellular component: preribosome, large subunit precursor.
UUUACGCCAUCCAUUUUUUUCUAGCGUUCAAAUUUGACUUUCUUCGAAGCUAUCUCCCUCAAGAUGGCCUCAUCGACCGUAUCAUGCUCUGUCGUUUUUACGACGCAAACGCCCUACCCUCUUCCUUCCCAAAAAUACAUGAUUCCGACAAGCUGGAAGCGUUUUCACUUGUCGCAACUGAUCAAUAAAGCUUUGGCAUUGGUCAAACCUAUACCUUUCGACUUUUUGGUUAAAGGAGAGCUACUUAAAACGAGCUUGGGGGGAUGGUGCACUGAGAAUAAUAUUGGGGAGGAAGAGACUCUGGAGGUUGAAUACAUAGAAUCGGUAAUGCCCCCUCAAAAGAUGUCGGAUAUUCCACAUGAUGACUGGGUAUCGUCUGUCUCUUGUCAAAUGGCCGGUUAUUUCUAUACCGCAUCUUACGAUGGGCAUGUCCGAUUAUUUGACUACUCGCAAAAACCGGUACUCAGCGCGCCGGCUCACUCUGCGCCCAUAACCUCCUUGUGCUUAAUACCUGAAUCAAAAUCCAUCAUCGGAGAUGAAGACAAGUCUUCACAUCUAAUCGCGACCUCUUCACACGAUCUAUGUGCUCAAAUUACUCGCAUAUCACUGCCAUCAGACUCAACAUCCAAGUCAGAAUCGAAAGCCAUUGCGAGAUUAUAUUUACAUACUGCCCCAGUCUCCUCAAUCGCGUCUAAUUCGACUGGAACGCACCUCCUCACUUCGUCAUGGGAUACUCUAAUUGGUGUAUGGGACACUACUGUUCCUACAUCGGACGAAGUUCCCGAACCUCUUAUCAACGAGCGAGAGCGAAAAAAAAGGCGAAAGUUAAACGGAGGAACCACCGAGUCCACUUUCAAACGGAAGGCACCUACUAUGGUGUUAAAAUCUCAUACGGCUCGAGUUUCCCGAGUCGUUUUUGGAAAUCCUGGAAGCGAAAGUACGGUGUAUAGCUGCGGCUUUGACUCCACCGUACGCUUGUGGGAUGUUGAAAAUGGUGUUUGCACUCAUACAAUAACGUCAUCUGAAAAACCUUUCGUGGACAUCGCGCUGAACUCAGAUGGACACACGGCACUCGCAGCAUCGACUGACCGAACAGUCACGCUAUAUGACGUCCGUGAGGCGUCCUCGAACCACUCAAUCUCGACGUCUUCAGGUUCUCUUGUACACACUGCCACCCCUUCGUGUCUUUCGACCGGGGCGACUCCACAUCAAGUCUUCACUGGCGCCUAUGACGGUGUUGUACGGCUGUGGGAUCUUCGUAGUAUGAAAAGCGCGAUCACCAGUUUCAAAGCUUGGGAUGGAAUGAAAAAAGUGCUCAGCAUUGAUUGGAAACGAGGAAUGGUGGGUAUUGGUGGAGAAGGCGGCUUUGAGGUCUGGAAAGUUGUAGAAGAUCUUCAUUCGUAGACUGCCCCCUUACGCUCUAGUAGCGUAUACGUGAUAUAUAUUCAGAUUCAGGAGAAAUAGUCCGUAAAUUUCCCAUCUAUCAGGUAAAUGUA